Molecule: messenger RNA, 5813 nt
Organism: Notothenia coriiceps (black rockcod)
Lineage: Eukaryota; Metazoa; Chordata; Actinopteri; Perciformes; Nototheniidae
Product: mitogen-activated protein kinase kinase kinase kinase 4-like
Exons: 4
Coding region: 316-786 (156 amino acids)
Cellular component (GO): cytosol
Source: RefSeq, a predicted model, not a curated record
UCAGCUCUACAGCUUGGCUUCUUCUUCUCUCUUACACACACAGUCAAGCGUACAUCACACACACAAACACACACACUCUCCAUCAUCCUCAAUUUACUUUCUCUGAGUAUUCUUGAGGACACGUCAAACUCCCGGGCUUUCUUCACAGCUGUGUAUCCUUAUUUGUAUUACCUAAUUACUGCUAAAAGCAUUUCACUUUUGCAACACUUGCAUUUCAACAAGGCAACACUUGCCCACUUAAAUAAUCCCACACACACACACACACACACACACACACACCAGCAUCUUCCACUGCUGCUUGCAAACUAUGUAACAAUGCUGAUUCCAAGGCAGAGGAUUAAGAUAGCGCUGCGUCUCUGGAUGCCUGUUCUGAUGCUCAGGAUCGUAGUGGCUCACACUCUGAUCCAGGGCUCCAUCCGUCCCCAUGCCAUCAUCAUCCUGCCGAACAGCGCCGGGACGGAGGUUCUGGUUUGUUACGAAGACGAGGGCGUCUACAUCGACACCUACGGACGCAUCACCAAGGAUACGGUGCUGCAGUGGGGGGAGAUGCCUGCGUCUGUCGCCUACCUCCAGUCCAACCAGGUGAUGGGCUGGGGAGAAAAGGCCAUAGAGCUGAGGUCAGCGAACACUGGGAACCUGGAGGGAGUCUUCAUGCACAAAAAGGCUCAAAAACUCAAGUUCCUGUGUGAGAGGAACGACAAGGUGUUCUUUGCCUCUGUGCAGUCAGGAGGCAGCAGUCAGAUUUACUUCAUGACUCUGGGACAGAACUCGCUGUUCAACUGGUAACGACUGGAUCUGUAACUCUGGGAUCAACUGGUGGUGUCUUCAUUGUUCUGGCGAUGCCUUCUUAUUUUCGUGGCGACUCAUCUCUAUGGACAGUUACACCCAUACAAAGAUCAACAAAUAGUCUUGGAUCCAUCUUUCUAUUUUGUCUUGUGAAUGGUGAGUUGAUCCUAUCUCUGGCGGUUCAAACACCGAACGAAUCCAUCGCUCCAUCUUCGAAUACUGAAGCUUGAAUCAGCUGCAGCCUCACAAAUAUCUGGAUGUGAAAUGUAACGAAAAACGCGCUUUAGUUCACUACCACCCCCCCAUUUACGGAAGCAUUACAAGGUAGAACUAGCAACGUUAGCAUCUGUGAAGUGAAGAGCAAACAAAACAUUGUUCCCUGGAGUUUUUCCUUGAAGGAUCUCUUAAAUCAAGACCGUUUGAUCCAAACCUACCUGGAAGCAAAACUGCCGGCUUGAUUCUGUGGAGACGUCUCGUGAACACCAGACCAUCAUUUUUUUCUCCUGGAUCAUUUAGCCAUUUUCCCAUUUCUCUAAAGGCCUUCUUCAUAUCAGUUACUCUGCUUACUAUGUGUACAUCAGCUAUUUGCUCCUAUUUACUUUAACAACAUCUCGCUGUGUAAGUGGAUCCAAACUCUCUUUUUUUUUGUUCAAUUCAAGUCAUGGAUUCUUAUCUCGUCUUCUACUCUGGUGUUCAGCUGUCAACAUGUGUUUAAAGAUGGAGUAAACUACAAGAACAAGUCCUUCAUCACUCCACGGAUAUCAUCAUUCAAAGAGUAAAUUGGGACCAACAUUUUGACAACUAUUGUCAUUCCUGUUUUGUUGACACUGCUUGCUGUUUUUUUACAGUUUUUCACCAGGAUUACAGAAAAACUAUUGGCCCAAUUUUCAUGAAACUUGGGUGAAGCAUGUGACAAGGUAGAACAUAUUUAAAUAUGUAGUGGAUUAAAUAUAAAAGGGCGGAUACACACAUUAUUGUUAACUGUUUGAUCAAAUUCCAGGUCCAUGAACCAAUGUGGUUCUGAUACCUCAGCAGUAUUAUUUAUGAAGGCCUUCAGUCAUGUUUUCUUUUUUCCUGACUAGAAGCGGAUAUCAAGGACCCAAACUAAUUAGUCCUGAAUCUGUGAUUUCCAUAUCCUUUUAUUAGACGGUAUUAUAUUAUGCACUACCAACUGAUAUAUUAUUCAAGGCAGUUUCCUUUUCUCUUGUCUGAGGUGACAGUGAGUCAGUAUAACACCCCACACAGCAUAGAUUCAAUCCUUUCAUUUGAACUGAAUCCAUCGUUUUUAAUAUUCAGGAUUAAAUUACUGUUUUGAAGACGCAAUUCAAUAACUUUUGAUUAUGUUCUAUUGCCAAAAAGACAAGAUUUAUUUAAAAAAGUUAUGAUUUCCAAAAUGUCCCCAAAAGAUUAUCGAACGAAUUACUCUGCUUCCUUUUUUCUAAAAUCAUUAUGUGUUUGCGUGUAGCUUUUUAAAUACAAAAGGUUGAACUGCGCUCAAAUUAAGUCACAUGCAAUUGAAUUAGAAGGGUGAAUCGGAAGCAAUCUAACAACACAAUGAAGCCAUAAAAUGUAACGGCAGACAUUGAAGUAUUCUUUAAAACCACAGGAGAAGCUUCAAAUGUAUUAGGAAAAACAUAUGGUGAUGAUGCAGGUAUGUUUUUUGUAACAUAAACCCAAUACAGUGUCUCACCAGUUUAAGCAUUCCCUCCACCUAAGUCAUGGACCAUAUCAUUUUAGUUUCAUUAUUCCAUAAUCUGGACCUAACUAGCCUUGUACUCAACACAAGUAUAAUUAUAAAUCUAUUCCGCAGUAACAGGCUAUUAUCAUUUCUUCUGCAUCUCUUUUUGUACAGCGUCGGAUGUAUAUAUUCUUGUAAGAUACACCUUUUUCUAAAUAUUUUAUAAUUGACAAGCCAUCUUUAUGUAUGUGUACAGAAUUAUGAUCAGGCUUAUGAAUGUUAUUUCCACACCCUUUUGAAAGUUCAGGAGCCACUGACAGUGAACUUGAAGGCUCUUGGUCGAAGAUCAAAUAUUGUGUCUUGUGAAUUUUGUUUUGUGGUCGAUUUUCUACUCAGUGGUGAAAUUUAAAGCCAUUAUGUAGUCUGUAUUGAAGAAAUAACUGAGGCUUUGGAUCAGUUUUUCUUACACUAUCCAACAUGGGACGCACACCUGUUUUGAUGGGUUAUUUUUAGGUGUUUUUGUUGAGCCUGGAUCCAAUGAGCUGGGCCUGUAGAGUAUAUGUUCUUUAUUUUUACUGUCAUUUACACAGUGAAACACCAAAGAAGUAUUGACUUCAGUAUAAAAACCUAACAAAUCCCAACUGACUAUUUGGUGUUGAGAGAUUAUCUAUGAUUUAAAAGUUAGAGAUAGGCCAAUAUUAUUAUACUGUAAAAAAAGAUAUGAACUAGACCAAUCAGACGUGUGGAGGCCUGAAGAAUCUCCCAGACAUGAUGUGUCUCUCGCAAAUUGAAACAGAAAUAAAUGCAAUUGAAAUGUUUUACUUUUCAUUUAAAAGAAACCUUGUUUGUUUGCUUUGGACAGAAGAAAUAAUUGGUGUUACCUUCAAAUGUGAAUUUGUAAUUUGUCCAUGUUCCAUAUACCCUCCUUCGUCCGAUUUUGCCCAAAUGGCUAACUUUGUUAUUCUUAUCCUCUAUAUUAUAUUUACUCUUGAAUGUUGAGGCUAUUAUAUUCGUUGAGUUUUCAUUAUUGACUUGAUAUAAAUAUUGCAGCUGGUUCUGUGAGAAUAUUUUAAACUGGAAAAUGUACUUUCUGAUAAUGACUGUCGCAUUGCUAAGUUGUUCAUACAGGAAACUACCGCCGCCGGACCAGAUAGCUAUAGCUAACAUGGCUACAGUUCAUGGAAAUACAGGACUAUGAACCAAUCUAAACACAAUUGCUAGCUAACAGCCGUUUAACAUUUCAAGCUAGCUAUAGCUGCAGUAGAUGUUCUAGCUAACAUUGUUAGCUAACAGGUAACUAGCGUAUGUAGUAGCGGGUUGGCUAGCAGCAGCACUUUUUCUCUUCAUACACAGUUACUUAGCUGUGCAGUUUCCACAUGAGAUUAAAAAAAAUGCACAAACUGUAUUUCACACACUAUAAUUCAAAUUAUAUGAAGUAAAAAGAAUGUGUGUGGACAUUAGUUCACGAACACUGGUGACCGUGUGGUGCUAGUGUCCAAAUGACUCACAUUUAUCAGCCUUUUGUUUAAACUCUCUUUCCCAGCAAGUUUGUGUGAAUUCAAUCACAGAUCCUUUGCUUUUUUAGGCAAUAAUGUAAAUGUUUGAGUACCAUUGGCUGACCAUUGUUAUGCAAUCAUAUAACCAUGAGAGAUUCGGUCAGAUGGGUUUUAAUUUGGCUAAUGUAUGAAUUCAGUCGUGUAGAAAGUGAUACUUGGAAGUUCAAAGACAGGUUACAAUCCUUAUACGGUUACGUUUUAGCUCAGUACAAACGUUUUAUUCUUUUAUUUUGAAGGCAUUUUUUUGGUAUAAUCUUUUUAUGGUUUUACCAAAAAUAUAUUACGCUAAUUUUAUGUUCCAUUCAACAUCAUGCAUUAUCUGCAUCGUUCUUCAUCCUUCUUUAAAAAACAACUUUUCUGCUACAAGCUAUCCAGAGUCAGUGUCACACCUAAUCUAUUCGUCACCUAAAGUUACAGUUUUGAGACACAAUGAGAACAUUUGAGUGGGUUAUUGGAAUACCGACUUCUCUGUCUUCUCCUGUGAUGAACAUUUGAGCCAAGCUGCACUAAUGAUCUUCCUUUUCUUCUUCUCACAUGUCAGAUCUAAAUCCACACCAAACAUUAGUCACACCAGAUUAAGAAAAGCUGGAGAGACAUUUAAGUAUUGGAGGGAUAAAGGAUGUGUUUUACUUCAACAAAUAACAUUAUUUUGCGCUGCACUGACUGUACAACCUGAGCAGUUUAGAGAAAGUGUGUGUUUGUGUGGGAGGGUGUGAUGUAGAUGGCAACAGGUGUUCAGUUAGCAGGAAUUCCUUCCCCAGGGGAGGAAGGACAGAGUUUAGAGGAAGUAGAUGGUGGUUUGAGUCAGGUAUCAGCUAACAGAAAGAUAUGGAUGUUGCUUUUUAGAUACAUGUUUUGCUGUUGCCUACAAAACUUGAAAAAACGUGUACAAAGCAAUUCAACACCUCUGCCGAACCAUUGGUGCUUUAGGGUUGGUUGUUUGCAGGAUUAUGGAAAAAGCACUUACCAGAUUUUCAUGAAACUUGGUGGAAGACAGUAGCAUGGUGCGAAGAAGAACCCAUUAAAGGUUGGAGCAGAUCCAAAUCCCGUGGAGGAUAAACACAUUUUUUUUUUUUCCCUUACUACUCGUGAAUUGACAAUGGCCAAGGCCAACCUGCUUAGGCCAAUGUACUCUAAAAUGUAAUACUUCCUUUUCCAGUGCUACACCUUUCCACUUAAUAUCAGGAAGAUUGGGCCAGCAAUUCCUGCUUACAAAAAAAACAUUCCUACCUGAAAACAUGAGCUGUUUUGCGGAGGUAUAACGGUGCCACUGUUUCAAGGUGCCAAAAUGUGGAUUUAGUAUUUGAAGUGAUCGUUGGUUAUGAUGAGUUGAAAGAGGAAUAGGAAGUAAGGAUAUGAAGGAGAGAUACUUAUUAUACACUUUUUAGGUGUGGAUUUCUGCCUUCUUUGUUUCAUCCAUUGGCCAAAUUGCUCUUUCUGAACCUGUAGGUCCAUGGUUAUAUAUGGUAAUAUAUUAUAGGGAUGGUGGACAAACUCAGUAAUGAUUUAAAAUAGAAACAGCUUGCAAUGUGUCGUUUUAUAUGUCAAUUGACAGACAGGACAGCUGUGUUUCUUAUAAGUUGUAAAGAAAUCAAAUAUAUUAAAUACAUAUAUAUUUAAGAAUAUACAUUCCCCUUAACUAUUUCAUUUACUUUCCGUUCAAAACGUUUUUUAAAUGUUUGCACUGGACCCAUGUCUGAUGCAUUAUACACUGUAACUCCUGCUUUGAAAUCAAUCUUGUGUUUCCAUGUAAAGAGACAAAAGACAGACAACAAUAAAUAUAUUAAAUGGUG